GGGGGGGGAAGGAGGACCCUUUCUCUGAUGGCCCCACGGUCCAGCUUGGCUUGUGUUAAAAAUGGCUCCUCCCAAACCUGAGGGCCUCAGGCUCUCCCCCCCCCCCCAUCUGUGCUCCCUUCCCCAGUGACUCUCAAGAGCUGCCAGUAGGGGCCACUGUGCUCUCAUAUGUCGUUGGUGCAGAGCUGCCUCAUCAUUGAACUUGAAAGACCUACAGUCCUUGAGCUGAAAGGUCAUCUGAACCCACUGGACUCCUGUUUUAUAGGGGAGGUAAUUGACACCCCAAGAAGUAGAAUGACUUGUCUGAGGUCAUAUUAGCUAGUUAGUGCCAAACCAAGACUCAAACAGCAGCAUCCUAACUCGCUUGAUUGGUGCUCGGCUCGAUGCCCACCAUGCCCUUUGCCCCUGUCCCUUUUUCUCUUGUUCGAGGGCAGGGUCAGGAAGAAACCCUACCUAGUGACAUGCUGUGCCUGUGGCUUCAUUGGUGUGGGAGCUCCCAGCCAGGAACUUCAUUUACCAUUGUAGAUCUGUACCUUCUCUGGUACUGGGGAAGGGAACUGGACCACUAAGAAGACAUCUAAGUCAGGGACAGGGUUCCAUCUGGUUCUCAAGUCUUUAAGGGCUUUGUAUACCGGGCUCCCUUCUAGGAGCAGUGGGGGUUUUAUGUUUGUUUUUAGUGUGUUUGGCUGUGACUCCUUGAUUUGCAUCUCGCAAAUAUACCUUUCAUUUCCCAAUCAUAACUCUGAUACCAGCCUAACCUUGCUGCCACUUAGGAUUUGUUGUCUUCCACCUCUCAGAAUCCGUUAAAAAAAAAAAGAUAAAGAUACAUAGUGUGGGAAAUGGAUAUUAGACAAUAGGGAGGGCUUUCUAGAGAUGUGAGGCAGAGGCCCAUGUGGGGAAAAGUACCUGCCUUCACCAUGGAUGGUUACCUAGUCCUGGAACUCGGGAACUCCCUUUCUUUUAAGGGCAUAUAGGACCUAGCUUAUUUACUAAGGAAAACAGGUAGGAGAGAAGGCUGGGACAAAUGCUGGCUACCUCUACGCUCCCCUUGGACUAUACUAAAAUAGAAUCCUCACCCAAGGCUCUGUGAAGAGAUGAGGAGAGGGGCAUGUAUACAUACACACACACAUACUAUCAGAAUUAAGAAAGGACUUUAGGAACUAUUUCAACUACAUUAUAUAGAUGAGGGAACUAAGACUUCCCCCCCCAAAGGUAAAGUGACUUAGCCUGAGUCUCGGAGAAUAUUAAUGAUUAGAGCUAGAUCCUGAGUGCAGGUCUGUCCUUUUGAGUUCUCUGACUCCCAACCCAUGCUCUUUACCUCUGCACAAGGAUGCCUCAUAAGGAGACUUUUAAAGCAGGAAUCCUUCCAGCACCUGUUUGGUUGUACUUCAAGAUUUUAAAAAUUUCUUUACUCUUGUUCUAUGCUCUCCUUCAACUAAAGGACCCCCCCCCCCCAAUUAAAGUUUUUAACCAAUGACAUUGGCAGUAAUGAAAAGUACCUAGGGUGUUUGCUGAUGCUGGAACCUGACUCACCAGUGUGCUGGGGCUGGGAGUGGGGGUAGGGGUAGGGGUGGGGCAAUUGGGGAAGCCAGACCACAGAAGAGGAAAAUGGAGAGGGCAGGACCAAAGAAGCCAAUUAUAGGGGAAAUUACAUAUCUAGACCAGAGGGUGGAGAGCUUCAGUCCUAACCCAGAAGAGUAGCUUUUUCCCCAGAGUUGAUGCCUGGAUCUGGGAGAAGCAACUGGAACUCCCUGGAGCCCCUAAUACUACACUUCUAUAUUCACUAUGAAUAUGAGGGUGGUCCUGGUCCUCCUGGCUCUCUCCAUUGUUACCAUUUUUGCUCUGGUUUGUGUUCUGUUGACUGGUAGGGGUGCCUCCAGCCAACCUCCCCACUGCUCCUCAAGGACCCCUGUCAGUCACCCUUGGCAGCAUUCUAACAGGAGCCAGCUGUUCUCAGAUCUGACCCAGGAGGAGUUGGCCUCAGUGAUGCGCUUCCUCACCCAGCAGCUGGGGACAGGGUUGGUAGAUGCAAGCCAUGCCAGCCCGUCAGACAACUGUGUCUACUCAGUGGAGUUACAGCUGCCUCCCAAAGCUGCGGCAUUGGCUCACCUGGAUGGGGGGAAACCAGCACCUCCCCGUGAAGCUCUAGUUGUGGUCUUCUUUGGCCAUCAGGCCCAGCCCAACGUGAGUGAGUUUGUGGUGGGGCCACUGCCGGGCCUUUCCUAUUUUCGGGAUGUGACAGUAGAACGCUAUGGGGGUCCCCUCCCUUUUUAUCGGCGCCCUAUGCUGAAGAAUGAGUUUGCUCAGAUGUGGAGGCAUUUGAAGGAAGUAGAACUGCCCAAGGCACCUGUUUUUCUGACUUCUGUCUUCAAUUAUGAUGGUUCUUCUUUGGCACCUUUGCCCUCUCCUUCUCAUGGCUUUGGAUCAGGGGAGCGUAUGACCUGGCUUGCCCUCUACCAGAAUGUUUCGGGUGCUGGCUUUUAUCUGCAUCCUGUGGGGCUGGAACUGCUGCUGGAUCAUGGGGACUUAGACCCAGCUCAGUGGUCCAUCCAGAAGGUCUACUAUCAAGGCUACUACUAUGAGGACCUGGGCCAGUUGGAGCAAAAGUUCAAGGCUGGCCAUGUGGAUGUGGUUAGGGUUGUUCCACCCUUACUGGAUGGGGCAUCAUCUUUGAAGCCCAAGGUACCUCCAGGUCCUCCUCCCCCUCUACAGUUCUCACCCCAGGGUCCCCGUUAUAGUGUCCAGGGGAAUCAAGUGUCCUCUCCAUUGUGGACGUUUACCUUUGGCCUUGGGGUAUUCAGUGGCAUGAGGAUUUUUGAUAUAUGGUUCCAGGGGGAGCGGGUGGCUUAUGAAAUAAGUGUCCAGGAAUGUCUCUCCAUCUAUGGUGCUCACUCACCUAAGACAAUGAUGACCCACUACUUGGAUAGCACUUACGGUAUUGGCCGUCACAGUCAGGGGCUUGUGCGGGGAGUAGAUUGUCCCUAUUUAGCCACCAUGGUGGAUGCCUAUGUGCUGGUGGGUCAGGGGACAGCCCGGUUGCUCCCUGGGGCCCUGUGUGUAUUUGAGGAAGCAAAGGGGAUGCCCCUUCGAAGACACCAUAAUCAGGCACAGGGGCGUUACUUUGGUGCUGUGGCUGGUUCAGCUCUUGUUAUCCGGUCAGUGUCAACUGUGGGCAACUAUGACUACAUCUGGGACUUUGUUUUACAUCCUCAUGGAGCUCUUGAGGGACGAGUCCAUGCUACAGGCUAUAUCAAUACAGCCUUUCUAGGUGGGGGAGAGGAGGCCCUUUCCUUUGGGAACCGUGUAGGGUAUCAAGUUCUGGGGACGGUGCAUACUCAUGCUUUUCACUUCAAGCUGGACCUGGAUGUGGCAGGGCUAGAAAAUUGGGUGGUGGCAGAGGAUGUGGUGUUUGAACCCAUAGCUGUGCCUUGGAGUCCUGAACACCAGCUGCAGCGUCCACAGCUGACAAGGCAGAUACUGGACAGAGAGAAUAAGGCAGCCUUCCUCCUGGGAGAUGACCUCCCCAGGUACCUCUACUUUGCCAGCAACCACACCAAUAGCUGGGGUCACCGCCGUGGAUAUCGUGUCCAGAUCCAUAGUCCUGCUGGAGUACAUCUACCCCAGGAGACCACCAUGGAGAAGGCAUUCAGCUGGGGAAGGUACCAGCUGGCAGUGACUCGCCGGAAAGAGGAAGAACCACAGAGCAGCAGCAUCUACAACCAGAAUGAUCCUUGGACACCAACUGUGGUCUUUGCCAACUUCAUUGACAGUGAGCUGCUCUCAGGGGAGGACCUGGUUGCCUGGGUCACAGCGAGCUUUCUGCAUAUCCCCCACGCAGAGGACGUCCCCAACACAGUGACUUCAGGAAAUGGCGUUGGUUUCUUCCUCAGGCCCUACAACUUCUUUGACGAGGACCCCUCUGCCUUUUCCCCUGAUGCUAUUUACUUUCGGGACGAUCAGGAUGCUGGAGUGUGCGAUGUCAACCCCAUUGCCUGCCUCCCGGACUUGGCUGCCUGUGUGCCUGACCUGCCUCUGUUUUCCUACUACGGUUUCUAAU
Dromiciops gliroides (monito del monte) is the source of this 4057-nucleotide messenger RNA. It is a transcript of the gene AOC2, whose product is annotated as amine oxidase copper containing 2. The record is from RefSeq and is a predicted model, not a curated record. Gene Ontology annotation, cellular component: plasma membrane. Gene Ontology annotation, molecular function: copper ion binding; primary methylamine oxidase activity; quinone binding. Bases 1786 to 4056 code for a protein of 756 amino acids. The transcript has 4 exons. NCBI's taxonomy places the organism in Eukaryota, Metazoa, Chordata, Mammalia, Microbiotheria, Microbiotheriidae. Gene Ontology annotation, biological process: amine metabolic process.